Molecule: messenger RNA, 675 nt
Organism: Quercus lobata
Lineage: Eukaryota; Viridiplantae; Streptophyta; Magnoliopsida; Fagales; Fagaceae
Gene: RAS1
Product: RESPONSE TO ABA AND SALT 1
Exons: 2
Coding region: 1-675 (224 amino acids)
Biological process (GO): DNA-templated transcription
Molecular function (GO): sequence-specific DNA binding
Source: RefSeq, a predicted model, not a curated record
AUGGCUGAUCAUCAGAACCCAUCUGAAGAGAACUUUGUGAACUUUUUCAAGGGCUGGCUUGUACGCCAACAAAGCUUCCUCAAACAGCUUCUCCACUCAAUUUCAUCGGACACCACAAACCAACAACAACAAACAAGCUUGAUUCAACAAGUCCUAGCUCAUUACCAAGAAUACUAUGACGAGAAAGCCAAAAUAGCUAGAAAUGAUGUAUUUCUCCUUUUCUGUCCUCUAUGGUUGAGUUCAUUCGAGCGAAGCUUGCUUUGGGUUGCUGGGUAUAAACCUUCUUUGGUUUUCAAAAUAGUUGAUGGUGCAGUUAAGGACUUAACGGCAGAGCAAACACUAAGAAUGGAAGAAGUGAAAGCUAAGACAGGGAAGAAAGAGAGAGCGCUGAUGGAGACAUUGGUGAGGUUUCAAGAAAGCGUGGCGGCACCGCCAAUGUUGGCGUUGGUAAGGCAGGUUGGGAGGCUUACGGAUGGUGAAAUAUCUAGCUUGGACUUAACAAUUGAGGCACUGAAGACAGCGAUGCUGCAAGUGAUAGAAGGUGUUGACUCGCUUUGCAAAUCCACUUUGCUCAGUUUCAUCUUCAAACAAGAAGGUGGGGAUUGCAAAGGGACUCGCAAAGAGCAACAACUGGCUUGGUGUGAGAUCAAUGGGAAGGGGAUGUUCAGUCAGUAG